Diorhabda sublineata is the source of this 4527-nucleotide messenger RNA. Its product is annotated as septin-2. Gene Ontology annotation, biological process: cytoskeleton-dependent cytokinesis. Gene Ontology annotation, molecular function: molecular adaptor activity; GTPase activity; GTP binding. The record is from RefSeq and is a predicted model, not a curated record. The transcript has 7 exons. Gene Ontology annotation, cellular component: septin complex; septin ring; microtubule cytoskeleton. Lineage: Eukaryota; Metazoa; Arthropoda; Insecta; Coleoptera; Chrysomelidae. The coding region runs from base 200 to 1468 and encodes 422 amino acids.
ACUCAUAGUUGCAUUUGGCAACGUUGCUCUUCUUUCCUGUGUGCGUCAGUUAUUUGAAAGCCAAAAUGACUUUAGUAUGUUGAGAGAAUUUGUUGUCAUAAUUUGAGUUUCACUACGGAAACGAACGGUAAACCUAUUUAUUCCAAAAAUAGAAAGUUAAAAACCUAAUCAUUCUAAUUCUGAGUGUUAUUAAACUACCAUGGCUCCAGUUGAUGUAGAUGCUGCUCCUAUUGAAGCUCAAAUAAGGAAUUUAAUGCUUUCUGGUCAUGUUGGCUUUGACUCCCUACCUGACCAAUUGGUUUCAAAGAGUGUCCAGAAUGGUUUUAUUUUCAAUAUUAUGUGUAUUGGAGAAACCGGUUUGGGCAAAUCGACUUUGAUGAAUUCUCUUUUUAAUACAAAUUUUGAAUCGUCUCCAAGCCCACACUCUCUACCUACUGUCAAACUGAAAGCUCACACAUAUGAACUACAAGAAAGUAAUGUAAGACUCAAGUUAACUAUAGUGGAUACUGUUGGUUAUGGGGAUCAAAUUAAUAAAGAAAACAGUUUUAAAGCUAUAGUAGAUUAUAUAGAUGCGCAGUUUGAAAAUUAUUUGCAAGAAGAAUUGAAAAUAAAGAGGUCUCUUUCUACUUUCCAUGAUACCCGCAUUCAUGCAUGUUUGUAUUUCAUCUGUCCCACAGGACAUGGAUUGAAAUCGAUUGAUUUGGUUUGUAUGAAGCAGCUAGAUCAAAAAGUAAAUGUAAUACCAAUAAUCGCAAAAGCUGACACAAUUUCCAAAACUGAGUUGCAAAAAUUCAAAUCGAAAAUAAUCGCUGAGUUACAAAAUAAUGGUGUCUCCAUCUAUGAAUUUCCAGUCGAUGAUGAAUCUGUUUCAGAUAUUAACUCUACCAUGAACUCACAUAUACCGUUUGCUGUAAUUGGUAGUACUGAUUUGAUCAAAGUAGGAAAUAAGAUGGUUCGAGCACGACAGUAUCCAUGGGGUACUGUACAAGUUGAAAAUGAAUCUCAUUGUGAUUUCGUAAAACUUCGGGAAAUGCUGAUCCGUACUAAUAUGGAAGAUAUGCGGGAAAAAACUCACUGCAGGCACUAUGAAUUGUACAGAAAAAAGCGUUUGGAACAAAUGGGCCUUAGUGAUGUAGAUGAAGAUAACAAACCUGUCAGUUUUCAACAAACUUUCGAAGCUAAAAGGUCUACACAUUUACAAGAACUGCAGCAGAAAGAGGAUGAAAUGAGACAAAUGUUUGUAGUAAGGGUCAAAGAAAAAGAGGCUGAAUUAAAGGAUGCUGAGAAAGAUCUCCACGCUAAAUUUGACAAACUUAAAAAAGAUCAUACUGAAGAAAAGAAAAAAAUUGAAGAUUCUCGCAAGAAAUUAGAAGAUGAAAUUGUGGAAUUCAACAGACGAAAAUCUCAGUAUCAACAAAUGGGACAAAGUCAUCACACACUCACGCUAGGCAAAAGUAAGAAAAAAUAAGAUAACAAUGCUGUAUGUUUUUGUACUUUUAUACAGAUUUUAGAUGUAAUAUUUGGAUCUGUUCUUGGAAUAUGUUUUCUCUAUAUCUAUUAAUAAUUAGCACAAACAUAUAUAUAUUAAAAAGAAUGUUUAUCAUAAAUAAAAUUCCUAGAGCAGUUCUGCAAAUUUUUAUUCAGCUUUUUGUGAUCACAUUUGCGAAUGAUGUAAGUUUAGAAUCAUCUCGUACUAAAAAUUAUUUUGUGAAUUUAUAAAAAUAACUAAAACAUAGAUUAAUUAGAGUAAUAUAAGAUGCUUCCAUUUAAUUAAAUAUGAAUAAGUAUCUUUAUACAUCAAAAACUAAUCAGAAUGAUCAGUUUAGAUACAAUGAAAUUGUUCGUUUUGUCUAAUAGAAAAUAAUACAUGAAAUUAAAUUUUUUAUUUUAUAAGUUCUUGAUAUGAAAUAAUGUCAGGAAAUAAAAUAUUUAAUUAAAAGUGAAAAAAUAAUAUCUAAAUAUUUAAUUGAAAUUUGGAAAAAUAUGAGAAUAAAGCGAAUAAACGUUUUAUAGGUUAAGUUCUUACAUUAUUAAAUAUUCACGUUAAAAUUGAAAACUUAAUAAACUUAAUUACUGUAAAAUAUUUAAUUAAUUUGAAUUUGAAUCUUACUUACAUUGAAAUGAUCCUGGCAACAAAAAUAACUACAUCACCAGGAUCGACAAAACUACAAACACUUUUAAAUAAUUUUUCUUGUAGUAUAUUCGAAUUUCUUGGCAUCAUAAAGAAAACUUUACCAAUUCUUUUAGUUGAGGUAUGUUUAUGUCCUGACACAAAAUACAAUUCAUAUAUCAUUCUUUAGAUUAAUCAAAGUUUAAUGAUAAUAAUUUUAGAAUAACCGAAAGAGUAACUUUCGUAUUUACUUUGUAUCGUAUGUUUAGUAUUUAUUUUAUACCUAUGACGUCACGCAAUAUGGCGGCUUUACUGAAAUGCUUAAACUACCUACAAAUGUUUUGAAUUUUUUUUCUAUAAAUAUUGAUCAAAGAAUUAAAAAUAAUUAUAAUUAAAUUUGUAUAUAAACUAUCCAAAACCAUUUUUUUCUCAAACGAAGUAAAAAUAAAUUAUUAGUAUACUUUUAUAUGAUUAAGUUAUGGAAUUUGAUGAAAAAUCGAUUAAAGCAACUUACAUCAUUUGACAAAACAGCGCACAAAAAUAUAAUAUUGAAAAAUAUUUGCCUCACGCAUUUUUGCAACGUACUUAACAAAACUUUUCAACUUAGUGUAUGUGACACCCAUUUUAAACAUAUUUUUCACAAAUUUUUGUUGCAAAUUUCAAUAACACAAUAAUUUUCAAUUUCAUUUAUAUAACAUUGUAAUCAGUGGAGGAUCUAGUAUUCUUUUAGGGGGGAGCUGAAUGAAAAGUAUAUGUAACUACAUUAUACGUAGUAUUAAAGCGUUAAUGGAUACCAUACAAUUGAAGACGUAGUAAUGAAAUUAGGCCAUUCUUGCUUAUGAAUAUAAUUUACGAGUUUCAUACGUAUUAUAUUUGUAUAAAUGUUACAUUCUUGCAUUCUUAGACUGUUUAAGGGUGGCUUCAACCCGAAAGCUCCCGGUAGAUCCGCCACUGAUUGUAAUAAAUGUUGUUUGCUUCAUUUGUUUUAUGAUUUUUAACGAACUUUAUGUACUAAAACCAGAUUUUCUAAUUUUCUUAUACAAACUGUGCUCAUUUCUCCAACCAAUAUGUUUUCUGGAGUAACCACAUCAAUUGGACGACCAGAACGUUCACCAUUACUACUACUACGUUUAAAUUCAGUAAACCAAUAACAAAUGUUUCAUUUCAAUUGAGUAGAUUCCGGAUAACACUUUUGAAGCCAUUGCUGAGCUUUUACAAUAUUUUUUUUCAUUAACAAGCAAUGAUAAAUGAACACAAGAAAUUGUUUUGAAUUUAUUGUUUUGAAAAUAACAAAAAUAGCUCCUCUUAAAUGGCUGUCACUUCUUUCUAACUGAUCAAAAUGUCAUGAAAUUUCACACAUAUUCUUCUGAUUUAUUCGCUUCAUUUUUUGUUCUUUAUCAACAUAGUUUCUUUAAUCACUAUCUUUUUUUUAAUAUUCCCUCCAGAUAUUCAAUUAUUUAUUUUAAUCCAUAGGAAGUCCACAUUUAUUUAAUUAAUUUCAUGGUUAUAUGGCUUUGUAACACAAUAAUUACUUCACUAUUAAUUCUUAAAGACAUAAAACAAUUUUUUCCAUGAUUGUAAUAAUUUGUUAAAUUGUUAAGAAUAAAUUUAUAGAUAGGGUAUAUAGUAGAGUAUAUAUACCUGUAUUUUCUAUCUUGCGCAUAUUUAUACCAUAGUUUUACCACAAUGUAAUCAACAAUAGCAUGUUUAUAUUAUAAUAUUUAUUUACUUAUUAUGUCAGUUUUUCAAAAUUAAAUGAUAAACAAGCUUGUUUUUUUUUGGUUAUUUCAGUAUAAGUAAAUUAAUUUUGAGUUUACAAAAUGGUAGUGGCAUAAUUUGCUUGUCCCAAAUAAGGAGACUUUUAGGAAUCACAUAUAUACUAGUAGAUAUCUUUCUACCAGUUUUAUAACUUUUAAAAAUUAGUGCUGUCUUCAGUAUCAGAUGGGGCAACUUUUUGUUUAUUACAUAUAAAUGUGAAUCUUUUCAUUUCAAUUAAUAUUACAUAAUGAAAAAUUCUUUUGAUAUGAACAUGGAGCACAAAAUAGGAUUUUUUUGCAAUAGCAUUAAAGGAUUGAGGUCUUAACAUUUUUUUCUACGGCAUUAAUACUGUCUCUUUAUUUUCUAGGACUACAUAAUAAAUUUUUAUGAAGAUGCCAUUUAUAUGGAAUAAAUAGAAAAGUUACCAUUGUUGUACCGUGUACGUCCAUUAUAUUAUCAUUUAAUGUAUAAUUUUAAAUGUUUCAUUAUAACUUAAAAAAUAUAUGUGUAAGUACCAAAGUAAAUUAGUAUUUAAGGUAAUUCAUAGCUACAAGUAAUAUUUAUUAAUAUUGUGUUUGUAUGUAAUUAGAGUUAUAUCAUUUUAAACCCCAUUUCUGUUUUAACGUAAUAUAUAUUUCAAUGAUAUUACAGUUUUUUUA